Scatophagus argus is the source of this 2835-nucleotide messenger RNA. RefSeq names its product potassium channel tetramerization domain containing 9b (gene kctd9b). Gene Ontology annotation, molecular function: protein binding. Gene Ontology annotation, biological process: intracellular signal transduction; protein homooligomerization. The coding region runs from base 119 to 1285 and encodes 388 amino acids. Lineage: Eukaryota; Metazoa; Chordata; Actinopteri; Scatophagidae. The record is from RefSeq and is a predicted model, not a curated record. The transcript has 11 exons.
UCUCUUCCCUGUGCGUUUGAGCGGAGUCAGGCGAAUAAGGAAAAAGGCUGUAAGUGAGGAGUGUAUUUUAAUGGAUGAAACUCACAGCAGACGACAGUUUAGCUGAUCUCAUUUUGCCAUGAGAAGAGUCACACUGUUUGUCAACGGAACCUCCACUAAUGGAAAGGUGGUGGUCGUGUACGGCUCUCUGGAGGAUUUACUGUCUGUGGCCAGUUCAAAACUGGGAAUAAGAGCCUCUAGUGUUUAUAACGGGAACGGCGGCCUCAUAGACGACAUCACGUUAAUCAGAGAUGACGACGUGCUGUACGUAUCAGAGGGAGAUUCGUUUGAAGAUCCUCAGGAGGACCUCAGUGCCUCUGAAAGGGGUCAGACUCACACUGAUUGGCUGACGCUUAAUGUCGGUGGACGCUGCUUCACCACCACGAGGAGCACGCUGGUCAGUAAAGAGCCUGAGAGCAUGCUGGCUCACAUGUUCAGAGAGAAAGACGUGUGGGGGAACAAGCGGGACUCUCAGGGCGCGUACCUGAUAGACCGCAGUCCGGACUACUUUGAGCCCAUUCUGAAUUACCUGAGACACGGACAGCUCAUCAUCAACGAAGGCAUCAACCCUCUGGGCGUGCUGGAAGAGGCUCGUUUCUUUGGUAUCGAGCAGCUCGCCGAACAGCUGGAGACCCUCAUAAAGUCCUCUCAGCCCCCUCACGACCACUCCCCCCUGACCCGCAAGGAGUUCAUUCGAUUCCUGUUGGCCACGACGACCAAGUCAGAGCUGCGGUGUCAGGGUCUGAACUUUACCGGCGCAGACCUGUCUCGUCUGGAUCUGCGCUACAUCAACUUCAAGAUGGCCAACCUGAGAGGAGCCAACCUGAGCCAUGCGAACCUGAGCGGGGCCAACCUGGAGAGAGCGGACCUGUCCAUGGCCUGUCUGGAUGCAGCCAACCUGCAGGGCGUGAAGAUGCUGUGCACCAACGCCGAAGGAGCUUCACUGAGAGGCUGUAAUUUUGAAGACCCUGCUGGAAUCAAAGCCAACCUGGAGGGAGCCAACCUGAAGGGUGUGGACAUGGAGGGAAGUCAGAUGACGGGGAUCAACCUGAGGGUCGCCACGCUGAAAAACGCCAAACUGAAGAACUGCAAUCUGAGAGGAGCCACGCUGGCAGGAACAGACCUGGAGAACUGUGACUUAUCGGGAUGUGACCUUCAGGAGGCGAACCUGAGAGGCUCCAAUGUGAAGGGAGCCAUCUUUGAGGAGAUGCUGACUCCUCUGCACAUGUCUCAGAGUGUGCGGUGAACCUCCAUUCAGGCCUUUAAAUCCCAGCAAAGCCUCCCGGUGGAGAGCAGGUAGUAGUGACACACACGUGUGUUUCAUGAUCAAACAAGUGAACUGUGGAUGUCAGAAUCAAACACCACAUCAAUGUAGUCGGGUUUUUACCGAGAGAAACGUCUCCUUCUUUGCUUGUUUGUGCCUUUAGUUUACUGAUCAACAGGUCUGCAACAGACAGGCUGCUUCUAACGCUCUGAUAGGCCAUUACGGUUUGAAUAUAAAAUGUAAAAAUGCGACAUCCUGUUUUCCACCCACACCUGAAGGCAACAAGCAGUUUGCAGAUUGAAGGAGGUGAAAAAAGCCUCCAUUUGUUUUUCAUCAUUUGUGUUCACCAAUGACAAUAUUAAGAAAAAUUCCAGGUAGAAUUUAAACAUUUAUGGGCUGUUUGUAGCUCAGAAGAUUCUUUAAUGAACAUUAGAAUUUACUCACACAGAUUUUUAAAUCUUUUUCUGUUUGUGGACCAUGAAUCACACAUUUGUCACAAGUACUGACGCAUGUUUCCCUCCUGUGAUGAUGACCACUGAGUGGCAAACUUUAUCUUCUGCUCUGAACCAAACGCCAACCGGUGGCAACGCGGUUUUCAGCUCGUUUCUUUGUGUUCCUCACAGAUAGAAGCAGACGUUUAUUUUAACGCGAGUGUAUUGGGAAUGAACAGAAAUGACACAAAAUGUUAUCGACAGGCUUUCGAAUGUAGUUUUGGAUUGUUUCUAAUCUUUGAACUCAAAUUUAUGUUGUUCAUAACCCUUAAAAACCCGAGCAGCCUCUGCACGAGUUUCCUCCCACAGCCCAAAGCCGUGCAGGUCAGGUUGGUUGGUGUCCCAGCGUCUGUAAUGCUGAGCGGUUCUUCACCUCCACAGUAAAACGCUCUAUCAGUGACAGGAGCAACAAGUUUAGAGGGGAAGCAGUGAAAGCUUCAUGGACAGUUUGGUUUGCAGUUGUUUUUCAGCUCAUAUCAAUUCCAAAUGUCGAUGAAGGAUAUGAAUGAAACGCACUCGCUGCAGUCAACAAAUUUAGCUGAUUUCCUUCUUGGUCGUCAUUUCGCUGACCUCCAGCUGCUGAUGUAAGGAACACGUUACUGUGGAGGUGUUUUGUCUUCUCAGAGAAUGAAACACAUUCAGACUCCGCCUCCAUCACGUGACCUCUGACAGGUGCUUCCUGAUGUUCGUCCUGCUUCACGUGGAGUUUAAAAGUGAAAACGACUCCAGUGUAGAAGCAGAUUGUGCACAUUUAUAUCCACAGUGUGAAACAAACUAGAACUAAAAGUCAGAUGUAUUUUAAAACGUCCAAACCUGCUGUUUUUCUACGUGAUGUUCGUCUCGUAUUGUGCCAACAGCAAAGUGAAUAUUUUAUUAAAUGUCUCAGCCUGCUGAGUGGUGGAGUUUGUCUCUGUGUGUGUUUUAAGUCACUGGUGUUAACACAAGUUUAGUGUCAGCUGAAAUGUGAAACCACUGAGGUGCUAAACCGUCUGUUCUGCUGUCUUCUUUCAUGAUGUUUAAUAAAGGUUUUUCUUAAAACUU